Molecule: messenger RNA, 3038 nt
Organism: Theobroma cacao (cacao)
Lineage: Eukaryota; Viridiplantae; Streptophyta; Magnoliopsida; Malvales; Malvaceae
Source: RefSeq, a predicted model, not a curated record
GCAAACUUUACGGCAACAGCUAAAAGCUCUGAAUUAGCUUUUCAGCAGAAUACUCAUGCGCAAGAAUGCUUUCUUCAAUCUCCUCAAAACGCCUCACCCCCUUUUCUCUCCUUUCACCAAUUCGUCUGCUCUUUUCCUCCACUUCCCGCUCUUUAUUCCUAAACCCCACUUCCCAUUUCCACUCUCAACCCCCAAAUCCCCUCCCAGACCAACCCAACUUCGACCACCAAACUGUCCGCAAAACCCUUUCUUGCUACUCCAACGACUGGAAACGUGCGUUGGAGUUCUUCAACUGGGUCGAAACCCAAUGCCAAUUCCCCCACACCACUGAAACCUUCAACAAAAUGUUAGACAUUUUGGGUAAGUCUUUCGAGUUCGAUCUUUCGUGGGAUUUGAUUGAUAGAAUGAAAAACAAACCUUGUUCGAUACCCGAUCACGCCACGUUUCGCAUCAUGUUUAAGCGUUAUAUUACUGCUCAUCUUGUUAAAGAAGCUAUAAGUACUUUUGAUAGAUUAGAAGAGUUCAAUUUGAAAGAUGAAAUUUCAUUCUGUAAUCUUGUUGAUGCACUUUGUGAGUAUAAGCAUGUGAUUGAGGCGCAAGAAUUGUGUUUUUUUGGUAAAAUUAAGGAAAUUGGUUUGAGUGUGAAUGAUACAAAGAUUCAUAAUAUGAUUCUUCGUGGGUGGUUUAAAAUGGGGUGGUGGAGUAAAUGUAGGGAAUUUUGGAAGGAAAUGGAUAAGAAGGGUGUUAAAAAAGAUUUGCAUUCCUAUUCUAUUUAUAUGGAUAUAAUGUGCAAGAGUGGGAAGCCGUGGAAGGCGGUGAAGUUGUAUAAGGAGAUGAAGAAGAAAGGGAUGAAGUUGGAUGUUGUGGCAUACAAUACAGUUAUUCGUGCUAUUGGUAUUUCAGAAGGUGCGGAUUUUGGUGUUGGGUUGUUUAGGGAGAUGAGGGAUUUAGGUUGUGAGCCAAAUGUUGUGACUUAUAAUACGGUCAUAAAGCUUUUAUGUGAGAAUGGGAGGGUGAGGCAAGCUUACGCGGUGCUUGAUCAAAUGCUAAAGAAGGAUUGUGCACCUGAUGUGAUUACGUAUCAUUGUUUCUUUGGGUGUCUUGAGAAGCCGAGAGAGAUUCUUAAGCUGUUUGAUUUGAUGAUUAUGAAUGGGAUCCAACCAAGGAUGGACACCUAUGUCAUGCUUAUGAGGAAGUUUGGAAGAUGGGGAUUUCUUCGACCGGUUUUCAUGGUCUGGAAGAAGAUGGAAGAACUUGGAAGUAGUCCAAAUGAGUUUGCUUACAAUGCUCUGAUUGAUGCUUUGAUUCAAAAGGGCAUGUUAGAUAUGGCUAGGAAGUAUGAUGAGGAAAUGUUAGAAAAGGGCCUUUCAUCUAAGCCAAGGGAAGAAUUGGGAACAAAGUUGGUGCAAGGCGGAGAAGAUACUUGAUAGCUCAAUGCUUAUAAAUUAGUUUGAAAAUGAGGCAGUUUCCACUGAAAUUCUGUUGUCAGAAAGAAGGAUGUUGGCUUGUCAGUCUAGAUUGUGCUCUGUGGGAAGUGCCUGUAGAUAUGUUGAAAAAUUAUAACAAGUUUUUCUAGCUGGAGGCUGUUGGCUAGGGUGGAGCAGUUGAUGGGCAAUAAUGUGGGAUUAUCGUAUCAAAUUAUACUUAUGUUCUCUUGAGGGCAUGCGAGCUUGUUUUUGGCUAGACAAAGGAUCGCUGAAUGCCCAGGUGAAGUGAAUCUGAUGGUGCCUGCAUGCUUUCAUCUAAGCUCUGAGAACAGCAGGAAUGAAGCUGGUACAAGAAAUGCUGACGGUUGAUGGUUCAGAAAAAGAGAGUUCUUUUUAAACUAGAAAGUAUCAUGUUUCAGCGGCAACUCUAAAUCUGCUUGAAGUAUAAAGAACUCCUAUCAAUUGUUGGAUUCGCAAAGGCUGAAGCCUGCCAGGAAUAGGUUUCCAGCAUUUGAAAUGUUCCAUGAGUUUCUAUUUGGUAGCAUGUUCUUACUUCUUUAGAUCACCUUGCAAUGACUGUCUCUCUUCUCUCUAUCUCUUUCCUUCUUCCUUUUAGCUCUAUAAUAAUUCUUUGAUCACUCUAUCCCCCAUUCUCCUGCUAUCCUAUCUGUAAGUGCUAAUCAGAUCAAAUAUCUUGCAUUCACGCUUUUGCUAGUCUACUUGCUCAGACAAACAUCUGGAGCUCUGCAAGUCCUGCAUCUCCAAAAUCAUAGUAAUUCUGCUUUGUUUUCUGAAAUUUCCCUCUUUUUCAUGAAGAUGUAGACGUCUCGAGCACUUCCCUCUAGUUUUCACCCUCUUUUGGUUUAUCAACAUCUCAACUCUGCUCACCAGGAUAAGUGUGAUUGUACCUACUUUUCCAACAAUUUCCUCAAUACACGGAGAUUUAAACAUCUCAGGUGCAUCAUACAAGACACACUGGCACAAACAACAGUGUUUUCCAAGCUAUACAGCACAACCAAAAAAUUGAAGGAUACUAGAAGAUACUGGCUUAUUCUUUGCGCUGAGUCAUGUUCUUCAGGUAUAAGUAUGAUAUCUUCUGAACACUGUUUGCAAUUUUAAAUAACAUGUUAUAUUAAUUUGCAUUUGUGCCUUUCAAAAAAAUUUGCAUUUGUGUUUCCAGCUGCCUGUAUGAGGGCAUAUGAAUGUGACAAUAGCCUUUCUGAGGGCUUCUUUUUAUACUCUGUAAAAUAACAUGCUUUUCUCACUAUUACUCCACAGUUGAAUCUGCAAUUUUCUUGUCUGAAAGAAGAAUGUAAAUGGCACUUUUAUCGUGGAAGCUUUUCUUGUGUGAAGUCUUCCUCUUCUCUCUUGAGAUCUCCUCUGGCAACCCCAUCCAUCUGCAGGUUCAUUCUGUAAAUGCUUUACAUUUUUUGUAUAAUCAGCAACUCUCUAGCGGUUUGUGUGGUGGAAAUUCUGUUGCAAUCCUCCUUUGUUGAACAAUUGUGUAAUGGUUAUUGAUGAAAAAUCUUGAAAAAGAAUGUAAGUCUUAACUCAUUUAAUGAAUUUUCAUAUUAAGUUAUAAUAAAUUCUUGUCCGGUCUUCAUUAGCUCA